Molecule: messenger RNA, 1764 nt
Organism: Solenopsis invicta (red fire ant)
Lineage: Eukaryota; Metazoa; Arthropoda; Insecta; Hymenoptera; Formicidae
Product: enhancer of split mbeta protein
Exons: 2
Coding region: 417-1040 (207 amino acids)
Biological process (GO): regulation of neurogenesis; regulation of transcription by RNA polymerase II; anterior/posterior pattern specification
Cellular component (GO): nucleus
Molecular function (GO): DNA-binding transcription factor activity, RNA polymerase II-specific; protein dimerization activity; RNA polymerase II cis-regulatory region sequence-specific DNA binding
Source: RefSeq, a predicted model, not a curated record
CGAUGGCUUGGUGUGGGCGCGUGUCUGGCAGCUGCCGCUUACAGGUGGUGUGCUUGCUUGGGAACCAACCUCUACGGACCGUUCCCACGGAAGGCCUGUCCCCCACUAUGCGGCCCCAUACCCGACCCCUCGCUCCGUCCACAUGGGGGCCCUUGCCUAUAUAAGUCGAAGCCUCGCCCGAUCGCGGCUACAAUCACGCUCUGUUCGUGUUCACUCGAAGGUCGAGCUGGAGACCGGUCGUGUUGUCCAGAUACACGCACGUUUCCUUCCGCCAACCGUAGUGAAUUGCAAUCGUAGCGACGAUUAGAGUUCGACGAACCGGUGUGAUAACACGACGAGGUCGCGUUUGCGAUAAGCCGAUAUACGGUUAUCAAGUGAAGUUUUGACUGUGCUGCCGCAAAAAAAAAGGAUUAACCAUGCAGAUGCACGAGCAGAUCAUUAUUGCUGAUGGGCAGGAGCAACCGAUCUCCAGGACAUACCAGUAUCGUAAGGUGAUGAAGCCGAUGCUGGAGCGCAAACGUCGCGCGCGCAUCAAUCGUUGCUUGGACGAGCUGAAGGAUCUGAUGGUGACCGCGCUGGCCGGUGACGGCGAGAACGUGGCGAAAUUGGAGAAAGCAGACAUCCUGGAAUUGACGGUGCGUCACCUGCACAAGCUCCAGCGCCAACAGCGCCUUUCGGCGAACCCGGUGAUCGACGCUGACCGUUUCCGCGCCGGCUACACGCACUGCGCGAACGAGGUCAGCCGCUGCUUGGCCGCCACCCCUGGCGUCGACGUCGCCCUCGGCACCAAGCUGAUGACACAUCUCGGGCACAAGCUCAACUCCAUGGACAAGACCGGCCCACUGACCAUCCACGUGACCGCGCCACAGUCCUCGCCGUCGCCCAGCAGCGAGCUCAGCGCCGACGAGUACCCGAUGCCGCUGACGCCGGCGUCCAGCCAACCGUCCCCGGUGCGAACCGACAUCGACGCCGUCUCCCAGAGCCAUCAGGGUCUCUUGCAGGUAGCCAAGCCGAACGAGCCUAUCUGGCGACCCUGGUAAACCCUGGUGACCUCGCCGUGGCAAAGCAAACUCGUCGAGGUUAUCGGCGAGAAAAGAAGAUCUCGAAUCCGAAGGAUUCCCGAACUAUCGAUGCCGGUGUUGCAAUCUCAUCUGUGAUCUGGACGGAACGGACGUCGCGAUGAAGAGAAGAGCGAAGAGUCUACCCCGUACGGCACAAAGAUCACCUAGACUUAAGGGGAGUUCCACUUGCUCAAAGGCACUCGGACCGACGCGGACGUACCCGGGGCGGAUCUCGCGUUUCCCAUGACGUUUCCCGCCACCAGCAACUUCGACAACGUUCCACAGCAGUCGGACAGCACUGGGAUCUCAAUACGUAGUUUUAUUCGCGGCCGCGCGCAGCUGAAGCUUUAAUUUACUCGACAGUUAAGAUGUUUUCUAUUGUUUAUUUCAUACUUUUAUCGACAAUGUUUUUUUUCUUUUUAUUGUCUCGCCGAUGUAACGUUGUUGUAUGUAAGUCUCUCCACCGGUCAAGCACAUGUGAUCGGAUGUAUGGGACAACGACAACGGACGACCUUACGAGGCGGUGAUCUCGGUGAUUUCGCGAAACGCGUCCGUCUCGCAUCGCGUAGCGCAAAUAUAUAUAUAUAUAUAUAUGUAUAAAAACGAGGAUCAUGUGAUAGAAAAAACGUGUACCUGUGAUAUUUACUGUAGUAGGCAUAGAGAAUGAUAGUAGAUUUUUAAUAAACAUGUUUCGUAUCAGCAA